Sordaria macrospora k-hell is the source of this 468-nucleotide messenger RNA. RefSeq lists its product as uncharacterized. The record is from RefSeq and is a predicted model, not a curated record. NCBI's taxonomy places the organism in Eukaryota, Fungi, Ascomycota, Sordariomycetes, Sordariales, Sordariaceae.
AUGAAGUCCGUCUUCCUCCUCCCGGCCCUCCUCGGCCUCGCCUUCUCCCACCCAGCUCCCGAGGUCGAGCCCAGAACCGGUAUUCAGGUCGCCCACUUCUACUUCCAAGCCGCUGCUACCGGCUACAACCUGACCGUUCCCGCCGACGGGAACUGGCAUCCUACCAACAACGGCCUAAACGUCAAUAUCAUCACCGCCCUCGACUUCACCGUCAUCCAGUGCGACUUCAAGACGCACCAGCAGGUCGCUUACAACUACCAGCUUAGCGGCGACUCCUUUCCCAAGGAGCAGUUCGCUGUUGGACCGCCGCAGCCGAUUGACGCGGUUAGGUGCCAUGGCUAUUGCUUGCAGGUUUAUCAGGACUGCGUCGUAAACGGUCAAUUCGUCGGCUCCUGCUGCAACGGCUUCUGCGCGGCGAAUAAGUGCCGCCCGUAUGUCUAUCCUCAGGAUAUCCCGUGGCCCAACUAA